Cladocopium goreaui is the source of this 1242-nucleotide messenger RNA. The record is from the annotation of a GenBank genome assembly. Lineage: Eukaryota; Dinophyceae; Suessiales; Symbiodiniaceae.
AUGCAGGACAUGAACAAGAUGGUUCCAGCUUUGACUGAACUGGGCCUCCGUCAUGUCAACUACAACGUGAAGGAAGAACACUUUCAAGUGUUCGAAAAGGCUCUGAUGCUGACCCUUCGAGAAGGCCUUGGUGACCUGUUCACCAAGGAAGUCGAGUUUGCAUGGAACAUGGCCUUCAACUUCAUGACCGCUACCAUGAUGUCGGGUAUUCGCUCAGCACAAAAUGCAGUUCGAUCGAGACAAGCCGAGAGCAAGGAGCCGAACAUGAGUACGACUGCUACUCCUUCUGAGACUCCUUCCUCUGCGAGUGGUUCAGCUCGAGCAAGGCCAGCUAAACAGCAAGAUGCUGCCUCUUCGUUUGGGGUUGGCACAGAGCUGCAAGGCGGCAAAGAGCCAUACCGAAUAGAGAGACAUCUUCAGAAGGCGAUCUUCGGAGAUGUUUUUGAGGCUGUGGGGCUCGAGACAGAACGGCGUCUGGCUGUGAAGGUCACCGAGCUAGAGAAGAUGAGACUGCAGGCAAAGCACCAAGCCCUAGUUGAAUCGCCUCUGUGUGAGAUCCGCUUCGCAGAAAUGAUGAAGGGACUUGACAAUGUGAUGCAGUUGGAGGAUACGUUCGGUGAUGAUGACAGGCACUAUGUGGUCAUGGAGUUGGCCGCUGGGGGUGACUUGAUGGAAGCUCUUCAGAGUCACCGUACUGGCUUUCAGGAAGAGCAAGCGAAGGAGAUGAUUCUUGAUGCUGCUAGAGGUUUGGCCAGCCUUCACAUGCGCGGCCUGGCAGUGCAGGACGUCUCGUUGGAGAAUAUGCUCCUUUUCUUGGAUGAGGAUGGGCAAUGGCAGGUGCGAGUUGGAGAUCCUGGACAGGCAGUGGCCUUCGUGAUGGAUCCAGCAACUGGUCAGGAGAAAGCGGUCCCGUUCAACGGUUUGGUGGCUGAUGAUUUUCGACCACCAGAGCUUUACGACGAACAGGACUACCUGGCCAGCCGUGUAGACUCCUGGUGCUUGGGAUGGAACACCUUCUACCUUCUCACCUCUGCACCCUGGCCAAACUCGCUUGUGAGUCAGAUUGAACAGUCUCUUGAUUCAGCUUUUAUUUCGUUCAAAGUUCAAACUUCGAGCAGAAGAAUCAACUCAUUUGCAAAUCAGGUGCCCCUCUUCAAGAGCUCCGCUGGGGUCCCUGGUGCUCGUUGGAGACGGAUUCGUUGGGAAAAAAUGCUGAGAUCUGAUCUGCUUAGUGUUGCCUGA